UUUAGCAGUAUGUAAGCUAAAUGGUUAAAGAAACAUUGUGAAGAAUGAAACUACUUCUGGUUGGUGAAAAAAAAAAAAUUGUGCGACUCUGAAUGAAGGAUAGGUCGAAACUUUGCCCCUGUUUCCGCGACUUAUCAGUGUAUAGUGAAUCAUAGUCAGCACAGAGAUAAUAGCUUAUCUAUUAAACUCCGGGCAACGCAUUGUGCAAACAUUGUACCUGGCCGGUUAUGCAGCUGCCCCUCACACCAUUAAAGCGUCUGUGUGACUUCACACCGCCAUGGGCCACCCGAUCUCCAAACAACCACAGGUUCAAGUCCUUCUUCUGGGCCUGGACAAUGCUGGAAAAUCCACUCUUCUCUACAAACUAAAGCACAACGUCAGCGUCUCCACCGUCCCGACGAUCGGCUUUAACGUGGAGAUGUUGGACGCCAGAAAAAACAGGAAGAACAUCUCCGUGACCAUGUGGGACGUCGGUGGUCAGGGGAAGAUGCGCGAACACUGGCAGGACUAUUACCAAAACGCGGCAGCCGUCGUGUUUGUGGUGGACUCCUCGGACUUUGGGCGCAUGGAUGAGGCGCGCAGUGAGAUGGAGAAGGCGCUGCGCAGCGACCAUCUGCGAGGCUGCCCGGUCAUUCUGCUCGCCAACAAGCAGGACGUGAGCGGUGCGCUGACCGUCACCGAGAUGAAGGAUAAGUUCAACAUGCGGAAGUUGUGCGUGGGUCGGGACUGGCUUGUUCAACCUUGCUCCGCUUCGACGGGGUUCGGAGUCGAGGAGGCUUUUAGGCGAGUGGUUCAAAUGGUCAGACUCCCCUCUGAGCCUGGAGCUGUCAAAGACAAUAUAAAGGAUACGGUGCACUACCUGCGAUCGAAUAGCAAACCAUAAGCUUGUCAUGUAAAAUGUGUACCUCUUCUAACUUAUUUGCACCAACAGCAAACUUAGCAGUCAUAUUAUGCAAAUAAUUGUUCUGUGGAGUUCACAGAUCACUACAUGUCCUAAGUUGCUGCAUUUCUAGUCAUGUUUCACAGUGGUUCGAUUAGAAUUACAUAAAUUACUUUGUUUUGAUUAUACAAUUUCUCCUAGACGUUUACAUUGACAUUCAACAGAAGUGGACGGAUAUUGUCAGCUCGACACUAGUGGUCGUCAUGUCCACCUUGCUGGUUCUGGAUGCUCUUUAAACAACCCUUUUGAAAUAUUAAUACACAAAGUACAUUCAUUGUUCAAUGGACAUUUUUGGAAACGGUCAUUCCAAGUGUAUGAAGUGCAAAAGAAAGCUUUUGGGUUUUCGACAUCUGAUGCUUGGAAAAAUCUUGGACUUACCGCAUCGGCAAAAAAAAAAUAAAAAAAUAAAAAAUAAUAAUAAUUCUGAUUAAUUUAAAGUUGUGGUAUAGCUGAGCCUGUGUGAAAGUGUAGGCGUUUAUUAAUAUCCUACUCUAUUGUGAAAUUUUAUUGAACUGUGCUGCUGCUAUCUUGCCCAGGUUUGUAAACAAGAUCUGUUAUCUCAACAGGGCAAAACAGGUUAAAUAAUAAUAAUAAAAAAGACAUUCUUUUUUGUGUCCAGUUUAUUAGAAAUAUGUUUAUUGCUACAAGAUUUAAACACUGUUUUACUACAAAGAGAAACCUAACCUGGUUUUGUAUUGUUUUACCAUAGAAAGAGAUACCAGAAGGGCAAAAUUAUAAAGCGUUGUUUAAAUGUAACUAACUGGGUUGAGUAAACUUAAAAACAUAAUUAAAAAUCUGUUUGAAACUUCUUA
Messenger RNA from Gambusia affinis (western mosquitofish), 1752 nucleotides. It is a transcript of the gene arl14, whose product is annotated as ADP-ribosylation factor-like 14. Bases 278 to 883 code for a protein of 201 amino acids. Gene Ontology annotation, cellular component: cytoplasm. Gene Ontology annotation, biological process: vesicle-mediated transport; intracellular protein transport. NCBI's taxonomy places the organism in Eukaryota, Metazoa, Chordata, Actinopteri, Cyprinodontiformes, Poeciliidae. The record is from RefSeq and is a predicted model, not a curated record. Gene Ontology annotation, molecular function: GTPase activity; GTP binding. The transcript has a single exon.